ACGGCGCUUUGCAGAGAACUGAAGAUGUUGCUGUGGGUUGUUCUUGUCCUGGAUUUGGGGGUUUCUGCCGUGAUGCUGCCGCAAAUCACGGAUGAGAAAUUCAUCGCCGAGUGUGUGGAGGAGCACAACAAAGCCCGUUCAGCUGUCAGACCACCUGCAAACGACAUGCUGUAUAUGUCGUGGGAUGAGGCGUUGGCCAUUACCGCCAGAGCGUGGGCGAAACAUUGUAAUGACCGACACAAUGUCCACCUCAGUAAGGCUCAUUACAUGCACCCCACAUUUGCCUCCGUGGGAGAGAACAUCUGGACGGGCCCGCUGGAUAAGUUCAGCGUAAAGAGUGCCAUUCAAAAGUGGGUGGAUGAAGCCAAGCAUUACACCUACAAGGGAGACAGAUGCACAGCUGUCUGUAGCCACUAUAGACAGGUUGUGUGGGCACAAAGCUACAAGGUUGGCUGCGCUGUUGUGUACUGUCCACAUGGUAUCAAAAACUUUGACGGUCUUCAGGGUGCCAUUUUUGUAUGCAACUAUGCCCCAGGUGGAGAUAUCGAUGGAAUUCAUCCUUAUGCAACUACUGGAAAUCCAUGCUCUGGAUGCAAAGGCGAAUGUGACAACAAAUUGUGUCUCUAG
Poecilia latipinna (sailfin molly) is the source of this 627-nucleotide messenger RNA. RefSeq names its product GLIPR1-like protein 1. Bases 25 to 627 code for a protein of 200 amino acids. The transcript is spliced from 5 exons. The record is from RefSeq and is a predicted model, not a curated record. NCBI's taxonomy places the organism in Eukaryota, Metazoa, Chordata, Actinopteri, Cyprinodontiformes, Poeciliidae.